AACUCCCACAGUGCAGCGGGGUAAUGUAUUAACAUGGCGUCAGUGAUCGCUGUUCGGAUCAGGGCCGUGGGACUGGAACAACAUCAUGUAAAACAGAACUAUGGAGCCAACUAAGCAAUAAUCCCGGAUCAGCUUCAGCGCCCAGAGUCCGACUUGGUGGAGAGCAGAAGGACCGGAGCGAUGGACGAGUCCGUCAGUUCAGUGAAAACGGUCAAACCGUCCCAGUCCAGAGGAGCCAAGGUGUCGUCCGCUCAGAAGCCAAACAAAGAUGGCGUCAAGUCGGCGCUGCGCAGCAAGGAGAACCUCAAAGACGAGCGGAGCGGCGGCGGCGUGGCGAGCCGCACGGCGGCCGGCGCUUUCCCAGAAAACUCCCUGGAGAAGAAGAAAAGUCGUCCGUCCAGGCUGAGCGGCCGGACCGGUUCUGGGGAGAGAGGCAAAGGGAAGGCGACCGAGUCCAAAACGCUCCAGCCAGCAGAGGGCGCUCCGGUUCCGCCCGCCACUCCCGAUCGGGCGAAAGGCUCCACAGGGGCCACAGCGAGAGAGAAAUCCCACGCGGUGAAAGCUGCGGCUGCGGUCCGCCCGUCUGCGCAGGCGGGGGAGGAGGUGCGGCUGGCGGCGGAGGAGGCGGAGCAGCAGCUGGGUCUGCGGCAGGUGGAGGAGCGGCUCCACAGAGAUCACAUCCACCGGGUCGCCAAGCCGUCCCCUGAGUACCCAAACUACCAGUACGUAUGCAAAGUUUGCUCUGUGCACAUCGAGAACGUCCACGGAGCCUACAAGCACAUCAAGGAGAAACGCCACAAGAAGAACAUGACGGAGAAGCAGGAGGAGACGGAGCUGCGGGCGCUGCCGGCGCCCUCUGCUGGCCAGCUGCGGGCGGUGGACGCCGCCGUCAUGGAGACGGCCAGGCAGCAGGGGAUCUCAGAGCGGGACUUCGAGGUGCGGGCGUCCGUCGUGGCGCGGAUGGAGGAGGUCAUAAAGACGCACCUGUCAGCCUGUUCCCUCCGGCUCUACGGUUCCUGUCUCACUCGGUUCGCCUUCAAGACGAGCGACAUCAACGUGGACGUGACCUACCCCUCCACCAUGACCCAACCGGAGGUUCUGAUUCAGGUUCUGGGAAUCCUCAAAAACAGACCUGAAUAUUCAGAAGUUGAGUCGGAUUUUCACGCCAAAGUUCCCGCUGUGUUCUGUCGGGAUCGCAGCAGCGGCCUGAUCUGUAAAGUGAGCGCAGGAAAUGAUGUCGCCUGCAUCACCACCAAUCACCUGGCUGCUCUGGCUAAACUGGAGCCCAGACUGGUUCCACUGGUUCUGGCCUUCCGCUACUGGGCGAGGCUGUGUCACAUCGACUGCCAGGCGGAAGGCGGCAUCCCGUCGUAUUCCUUCGCCCUCAUGGUCAUCUUCUUCCUGCAGCAGAGGAGCGAUCCCGUCCUCCCCGUCUACCUGGGAUCCUGGAUCGACGGCUUCGAUGUGAAGCGAGUGGACGAGUAUCAUCUGACUGGAAUAGUUCUGGACAUGUUCGUCAAGUGGGAGCAGCGACCUCCGACCUCCACGGAGGGACGAGGGGAGAACCGGAACGAAUCCAAAGCAGAAGGAGCAUCAAAACCGGAGCAGAAGAAGUCUGAUGACACUCGCCACACAGAGGGCCUGAGCCGCCUGAUGCUGGGCGAAGGGAAAGGCGCGUCGGUGGGCCAGCUGUGGCUGGAGCUUCUCCGUUUCUACACGCUUGAGUUUCCUCUGGAGGAGAACAUCAUCAGCAUCCGCCUGAAGGAGCUCCUCUCCAGGGACGCCAAGAACUGGCCCCGCCGCCGCCUCGCCAUCGAAGAUCCGUUUGCCUUGAAGAGAAACGUUGCGCGGAGCCUGAACAGCCAGAUGGUGUUCGAGUACAUCCAGGAGCGUUUCCGCAGCGCCUACAAAUACUUCGCCUGUCCUCAGAGGAGAGGCGCCAAGAAGACGGGAGGAGACGAGGCUGGACGGAGACCGGAGGGACGGGAGGACAACGAGAAACCCGAAGGAAGUCAGAGAGAGGACGACAGCGGGGACGACGAGGACGGUUCAGAUCUGGAGAAGAGUCUGGAUGAUUUGGUUCUGAACGAUGGGAGCAAACCGUCGUCAUCGUCCAAAGAGCUGCUGGACAGCGAGGAGGAGGAGAAGGAGGAGGAGGAGGAGGAAGGGCCUGCUGACCUGCACUACGUGUUUGAUAAGAUGAUUUUCACUGGUGGGAAGCCUCCGACCGUCGUCUGCAGCAUCUGCAAGCGGGACGGCCACCUGAAGGACGAAUGUCCCGAAGACUUCAAGAAGAUCGAGCUGAAGCCGCUGCCGCCCAUGAACGAACGCUUCAGGAACAUUCUGGACGGACUCUGCAGAUUCUGCUACUAUAAACUGUCGCCGUCGCACUUCGAGCAGCAGAACCGGGAGCAGAUCCUGGCGGGUCUGGAGCGGUUCAUACGGAAGGAGUACAACGAUAAAGCCCAGCUCUGCUUAUUCGGCUCUUCCAAGAACGGGUUUGGUUUCCGUGACAGCGACCUGGACAUCUGCAUGACCCUGGAGGGUCACGAGACGGCGGAGAAGCUGAACUGUAAGGAAAUCAUCGAAGGCCUUGCCAAGGUGCUGAAGAAGCAUGCAGGUCUGAGGAACAUCCUGCCCAUCACCACAGCCAAAGUGCCUAUCGUGAAGUUUGAACACAGACAGAGCGGUUUGGAGGGAGACAUCAGCCUCUACAACACGCUGGCUCAACACAACACCAGGAUGCUGGCCACGUACGCAGCGCUGGAUCCCCGGGUUCAGUUCCUGGGUUACACCAUCAAGGUGUUUGCAAAGCGCUGCGACAUCGGCGACGCCUCCAGAGGAAGCCUCUCGUCUUACGCCUACAUCCUGAUGGUUCUCUACUUCCUGCAGCAGAGGCAGCCGCCGGUCAUUCCCGUCCUGCAGGAGAUCUUUGACGGUCAGACGGUUCCCCAGCGGAUGGUGGACGGCUGGAACGCUUUCUUCUUUGACGACCUGGAGAAACUGCGUCAGCGGCUGGCCGACCGGCAGCCCAACACCGAGUCGGUGGGGGAGCUGUGGCUCGGUCUGCUUCGCUUCUACACCGAAGAGUUCGACUUCAAGGAGCACGUCAUCAGCAUCCGGCAGCACAAACGCCUCACCACCUUUGAAAAACAGUGGACUAGCAAAUGCAUCGCCAUCGAAGAUCCCUUUGACUUGAAUCAUAAUCUUGGUGCUGGAGUUUCACGUAAAAUGACAAACUUCAUCAUGAAGGCGUUCAUCAACGGGCGGAAGCUGUUCGGGACGCCGUUCAUUCCCAUCCCCGGCACUGAAGUGGAAUACUUCUUCGACUCGAAGGUGCUGACCGACGGCGAGCUGGCGCCCAACGACCGCUGCUGCCGGAUCUGCGGGAAGAUCGGACAUUACAUGAAGGACUGCCCAAAGAGACGCAGGGUGAAGAAGAAGGAAAACGAGAAGGACGAGGACUCCAAGGAGGACGAGCGGGAGCCGAAGGACAGACGCUGCUUCCAGUGCGGGGACAUGGGCCACGUUCGGCGGGACUGUCCCGAGAACCGCCACCUCAAACAGAGGAACGCCGCCGCCCCCACUCCUCUGAUGGUGCGAAGUGUGGCGAACUCCCAGUCCAUCCCCAUCCCUCAGACGGCGGCCGACUCUCCAGGAAGAACCAGACAACCGUCUGAAUGUUCGGACAGCCGUCAGACUCCGCCCUACUCCCCGCAGCCCGCCGCCGUCCCUCACGGCUCCCCGCUGUCCUCCGGCUCCCCCCAGACGUCCCACAGUAAACCCGGCUGUGUCGGCCCCCCCCAGGUCCCGCUGCCCCUCUUCAGCUUCCCCUCUUCCCACCCGGGCCAGUUCCACCCCGCCGCGCUCGGCGCCCUGGGGCUGCUGCCCUCCCAUCAGCCCCACAUCUCCUCCUCCUCCUGGCCCAUCCACGGCCCCGUCCUCGCCUCGUCCUCCACCGGCGGCCCGUCGCCGCCCGGCCUGACCUUUGCCCUGCGCCCCGUGUCGGGGAACGGCAGCUCCACGGGAACGGCCGGCGGCUCCGUGAACCUGAACGACCCGAGCAUCAUCUUCGCCCAGCCGGCAGCGGGGCGGCAGAUGGGCAUGGGGGCGGCGGCGGGUCGGGACGGGCAGUGGCACAACCACAUGGCGCAGCCGGGAUCGCUGAUGGGAAACGGCACGGUGGUGAAGUCAGAACCGGGCCACCAAGUCCAGUUCGAAGGUGUGAGCCAAGGCUCGCGGCUGUGGGAGCACAACAAACCCCCCCAGUUCAGCCUGUCCCCAUCCUGGCCCUACAGGAUGCCGCAGAACUUCAUCCAGCAGGGCAACGGCGACUUCCAGCCCGGGAAAACCUUCAUGGCUCCAGGUUCUGUGGUGCAUCCCAAUCCGAACUUCCCACUGGUUCCUCAUGUUCGGCAUCCAGUCAACAUGAAUUACAUCCAGCAGAAGAAAUGAUUUUAAUUAGAUUUCUUGGUCAGUAAUAGAGCAAAAUAAUGUACUCUUUGCAUCAAUUGAUCACAUGGACAAUUUUAAGGAGAAAAAAUGAAUUUUAUCAUUUUUGUACAGUUUUUAUGGUUUACUUUUUGGGUCUCAUUACAUUGAUUUGUGAUACAAAUGUUAAAUAUUUUAAUGCCCCCGUUUUUGAGGGGGUCUGAAAAAAAGUGUUUUUAUUUUAUGUGUAAAGUAAGGAGGAUAAAUUGUAAACCUUUAUUUUUGUUAGCUGUAUUCAUACUUUGCUUGCUGAAAGAUGAAAGCUUCGAAUAGAUGUUUGUUUUUAAAACAACCUAACGUGUCAGUAUGUAGUGCCAAAAGCAAGAAAAAAGGGGAAAAAAAAGGAAAAUACAAAGAAAAAGCUGCAAAAAAAUAAAGAAAAAACCUAACAA
This is a messenger RNA of Gambusia affinis (western mosquitofish), 4883 nucleotides long. It is a transcript of the gene tut4, whose product is annotated as terminal uridylyl transferase 4. NCBI's taxonomy places the organism in Eukaryota, Metazoa, Chordata, Actinopteri, Cyprinodontiformes, Poeciliidae. Bases 181 to 4455 code for a protein of 1424 amino acids. Gene Ontology annotation, molecular function: RNA uridylyltransferase activity; nucleic acid binding; zinc ion binding. The transcript is spliced from 30 exons. The record is from RefSeq and is a predicted model, not a curated record.